Molecule: messenger RNA, 2046 nt
Organism: Odobenus rosmarus divergens (Pacific walrus)
Lineage: Eukaryota; Metazoa; Chordata; Mammalia; Carnivora; Odobenidae
Gene: SPATA21
Product: spermatogenesis associated 21
Exons: 13
Coding region: 1-2046 (681 amino acids)
Molecular function (GO): calcium ion binding
Source: RefSeq, a predicted model, not a curated record
AUGUACAUGGAAGGAAGGAUCAAGGCUCCUGGGGCCCAGCCAAGUCCUGGCAUAAGCACCACCAGCAAGAGGCCGGGUGCCGAACCCCCCAUGUCAGGAGUCAGCCAGGUUGAGUUUCCUGAUGCUGCAGGGAUAGACAGUGGGAAGUCGCCCUCAUCAACUCCAGGAGGGCCAGAAAAGGGACCUAGACACAGGGAAUCCUCAGAGGAGGGUCCUCUGGAGCUCAGGACCCAGGAGCAGACGCAUCCGGCAGGACCAAGGAAGAAGCAGUCAACUCUGGCCCCCCAGGAAGGGCCCAGGGAGCUGCAAGCAGGCCGGAGUCAAGCCAAGCCAGGAAGUGAGCUGGGGGUGCUGCCUUCCAGGGUCCCUGCAGCACAUGAAGGGAAAGAAACCGAGCACCAGCAGGGGAGACAGCAGAACCCAGGGAUGGUGCAGGGUCAGGCCCUCCAGAGCCACCAGGGCCGGGAGUGUCAGCCCACCCCAGGUCACCAGGCCGCUCAUGGGGCAGACAUGGUGCAACCAGUAGAGAUUUCUUGUACCUUGGACAGCGGUGGGCAGCCACAGGGAGACAAGCUCCCCAAGGAGGUGGACACCCCACAUAUCAGGCCACAGGAGGACAGUUCCCAGGAGGCAGUGCCCCUAAUGCCCUUGGCAACUCCAGAGGAAAAUACAGCCAACUCUUUCCCGCCAUCCACGCCAGGACCUGACCCACCCAAAGGAAGGGUCAAGGCUGUGGAAACCCAGCCAGCACCAGGGCCUGUUCCUCCACCGCAGGUGAGGGGCAUUGGACAGAGGAGGGAUCCGGACCCUGUGCUGAAGCAGCCUCAGAAGCCCACGGUAGCCGCGGGGGCCCAGAACCUUGGGAACCUUCGGCAGGGCUUCAUGAAGUGCUUGCUGGAGGUGGAGGAGGAGGAGGCCACGCAUCGGAGGGCUGCCAAGGCCCGGGCCCUGCCAAACCGGAAGUCCCCCAGGACGCUGGCCCCCGUGCCCACCUCAGCCCCAAGCCUGCCUCAGACCCCAGCCUCGGCCCCUGCGAUGGCCCCAUCCUGGGCCCUGUUGCCAGCCCCAGGGCCAGUCCCCGCGCCCACCCCCGUGGGAUCCCCAGCCCCGGCUUCGGGGCUGGUCACAGCCCUGCCGGCCCCCACCCUGGACGUGGGCUGGAGAAGGGCUGAACUCUUGCACCCGCGCGGAGAGAGGAGCCUGAGCAGCACCAAGACACGGCAGGAGCUAGAGGAGCGCCGCCUCCUCAAGCCGGACCAGAACUGGGAUGAGAGGUUCGAGGAGCACCUCACCCUGAGGCAAGAGGAAGCCUUCCGCAGUUACUUUGAGAUCUUCAAUGGCCAUGGCGAGGUGAACGCCCAGAGCCUGGGGAACAUCCUGCUGCUCGUGGGCAUCUCCCUCUCGCCGGCGCAGGUCGAGGACGCCCUAAUGAGUGCUGACAUAGAUGGAGAUGGUCAUGUAGGCUUCAAGGACUUCUUGGCUGUGAUGACAGACACCAGGCGCUUCUUCUGCUCCGUGGAGCAGAACGCCCUGACGGACAUGGCUCCCCCAAACCCCCACACUCUGCUCUUUGAGAUCCUGUCCCUGCUGGUGGAGAUGCUGGCCUUACCGGAGGCAGCCUUAGAGGAGAUCACCAACUAUUACCAGAAGAAGCUGAAGGAAGGCACCUGUAAGGCCCGAGAGAUGGAGUCGGCCAUUGGCUGGCUGCGGUCCCAGAAGAAGCUUCCCUACAACCCCCAGCAGUCAUACUUGGAAGUCCCAGAACGAAGGGUCCUCAGGAUCCUGAGCCGGCUGAAGCAGCAGAACUAUGAUGCCAACCUGCAGAGCCCCUACGCGCAGGUGCCCUGUGUCCCACUCUGCCCUCGGCUGGACAAGAAGAUGACCCGUCGGAAGCAGGGUAGCCACUGCGUGCUGGACCCGUGCACCCCCACCAGCCUGGGCCCUGACAUCCGGAGACUCCUCUUCCAGUCAGGAUCUGAAGGAAGCAGGGAACACGGCUCUGAGAGCAGAAAGUGGCUCAGCUCUGUGCCGGCUCGAACCCACUGA